Molecule: messenger RNA, 1143 nt
Organism: Anisakis simplex (herring worm)
Lineage: Eukaryota; Metazoa; Nematoda; Chromadorea; Rhabditida; Anisakidae
Source: the annotation of a GenBank genome assembly
GGAUUAUUUUCCCAACCAAAAUACGACAAAGAUACAUUACCAUCAGCAAAUGCAACAACAGUAAUUGUUGAAUUAACGGUCCAGAGUAUUACUGAAAUCAGUGAAUUCUCGAGUAGCUUCAAAGCAGACGUUUGGUUCAGCCAAAUAUGGAACGAUCCCAGACUUGAUUUCCAGUUCAAUAGGCGUGACAGGGUUAGUAUACAAGGUCCUUGCCAACUCGACCUUACAUACUUUCCGAUGGACACACAGCAGUGCAAUUUGAUUUUUGAGAGUUAUUCGUAUAAUACAGCAGAGGUACGUAUCAUUUGGCGGGAUUGGGAGCCAGUCUCAAUUCCUGAUCCAAAGAGUAAAAAUUUACCGGAUUUUGAACUGAUACAUUUCUCAAGCAAAAGUACUACACUGUUUUACACAGCUGGAUUAUGGGAUCAGUUGGAAGUGACCUUCGUUUUUCGUAGACUCUAUGGAUAUUAUGCAUUACAGGCAUACAUGCCAACAUACCUGUCAGUAUUCAUAUCAUGGAUAUCAUUCUGGAUUGACACAAAGGCGUUACCAGCGCGAAUUACAUGUGGUGUCAGUUCACUUAUGGCGUUAACAUUUCAAUUUGGUAAUAUUGUCAAAAAUUUACCUCGGGUAUCCUAUGUUAAAGCGCUCGAUAUCUGGAUGUUUGGUUGCGUUGGAUUUAUUUUUCUCUCGCUUGUGGAGCUCGCCGUUGUCGGGUUCGUGGACAAGUCAGAUGCAAAACGACGACGAAUACAACGUGCUAAAGAGCAAAUGAUUUUGCGAUCAGAAAGUGAACAGCAGUGGCUUUCGAGAUUAACAUCGCGUCGGUCGAAUCAAACGGCUUUUGCAUCCGAUUCCAGAUUAGGUGUCACGGCGAAUAGUCUACAGGCAGGCUCAGCCCUGCUAAGCCAUCAAGGUAACAUGUUGGACGCAAAGUGUCAACGUUCACACGCAUGCCUGGAUAAUUCGCCCAGACGUUUACAGACACAAACCAGACGCUAUUCAACGUCAUUCGAACAAACACAACAAAUUACUGGCGAGAAAAUUGAUGAGAUGUCCGCUAAGAUAUUUCCGCUGAUGUUUACCGCGUUCAAUAUCUUUUAUUGGUUUUAUUUCAUUGGUAUGUCAGGCGGAAUAUUGUGA